Lasiosphaeria miniovina is the source of this 1041-nucleotide messenger RNA. Its product is annotated as putative GTP binding protein. Gene Ontology annotation, molecular function: GTPase activity. The transcript has 3 exons. The record is from RefSeq and is a predicted model, not a curated record. The coding region runs from base 1 to 1041 and encodes 346 amino acids. NCBI's taxonomy places the organism in Eukaryota, Fungi, Ascomycota, Sordariomycetes, Sordariales, Lasiosphaeriaceae. Gene Ontology annotation, cellular component: cytoplasm.
AUGCCUUUCGGGCAGCUUAUCCUCGGGAGUCCCGGAUCGGGCAAAAGCACCUAUUGUGAUGGCAUGCACCAGUUCAUGGGCGCCAUCGGCCGGCAAUGUUCCGUUAUCAACUUGGACCCUGCUAAUGAUCAGACAAACUAUCCCUGCGCGCUCGACAUUCGAAGCCUAGUAACGCUGGAGGAGAUCAUGUUAGACGACCACCUGGGGCCUAACGGAGGUGUCCUGUAUGCGCUCGAGGAGCUGGAGAACAACAUGGAAUGGCUCGAAGAAGGACUGAAAGAGCUGGGCGACGACUAUGUCCUCUUUGACUGCCCCGGCCAGGUCGAGCUAUACACGCACCACAACUCGUUGCGCAACAUCUUUAACCGUCUGCAAAAGCUAGGAUACAGGCUAGUAGUAGUCCAUCUGUCCGACUGCUUCUGCCUCACGCAACCGUCGCUCUACCUCUCCAACAUCCUCCUCUGCCUGCGCGCCAUGCUGCAGAUGGACCUCCCCCACAUCAACGUCUUGACAAAAAUAGACAGGGCGGCUAACUACGACCCGCUACCCUUCAACCUCAACUACUACACAGAAGUGCAGGACCUUUCGUAUAUCAUACCGGCACUCGAAUCCGAGUCGCCAGCCCUGCGGAGCGGGAAGUUCAGUCGGCUAAACCAAGCAGUUGCGAAUCUGGUCGAACAGUUCGGGCUCGUCAGUUUCCAGGUGUUGGCUGUCGAAAACAAGAAGAGCAUGAUGCAUCUCCUGCAUGUGAUAGACCGGGCAAACGGGUACGUUUUUGGGGCAGCCGAAGGAACUAACGACACCAUCUGGCAGGUGGCAAUGCGGAACGAGUCGUCCUUGAUGGAUAACCAGGAUCUCCAAGAACGGUGGAUCGAGAAUAAGGAGGCAUUUGAUGAGAUCGAAAGGGAGGAGGAGGAGGAACAGCAGAAACUGCGCGAGGAUCAAGCCGAAGCUGCUGUCGAGGCUGCCCAGGGUGCCGAUCUUCUGUCCUCACUGCCGGUCUCUAAUUCGGGUAUACGGGUAGUACGUAAGAAGAAGUGA